Messenger RNA from Puccinia graminis f. sp. tritici CRL 75-36-700-3, 2271 nucleotides. RefSeq lists its product as uncharacterized. The coding region runs from base 310 to 1623 and encodes 437 amino acids. The record is from RefSeq and is a predicted model, not a curated record. Lineage: Eukaryota; Fungi; Basidiomycota; Pucciniomycetes; Pucciniales; Pucciniaceae. The transcript has 2 exons.
UUGUCUCGUCACUCCUUUUGUAGCCUUAAACAAUUCGUAUACUACACCCCUCCUCCCCCCCCCCCCUCACGUUUCCAUUCCCUUGGCAAUCGUCAGUAGUCAAACCAUCCACUCUCUUCUGCUGCUCUCUCCCUCGCUGCGCCCCCACCUCAUUGCAGCUCAUUGCCAACUUCGUUAAGUUGCUAGCGAUCACUCAGCCCCCAAUCCAAUCCAACCCGAUAUCCCUUGCACCCCUCUUCUCCUUAAAGUCGUCACACGCCAAUUCUUCGCGACCACGUCGCAAUACCCCAGUCAAGCUGAAGAUCCAACAUGCCCCCUUCGGCCCCGGCAGACAAAGACAAGGACACCACGAAUGCAGCUUCAGGGCAAGACAAUUCGCCAUGUCACAUACUUACCUCGUAUUCCCUCUCCACUGCGAUAUACUACCGACCCGUUCCUCAAGCCCAAGUGCACACAUUCAUCGUCCCCGAAGCACCUACCCAGGCUGGACCUGCCCCAAGUCAGGAAACAGCACCUCCCUCGAUCCUCCAGAAAAGAAACCCUUGGCCAGAUGGUCCGGAUGAUGAUUCCACAGUAGGCACUAACAAACCAAAAACACGGCCAGCAUCAGCAGCGGCUGCCUCUUUCCCAUGGAAAGAUGUCUAUGCCGUGCCUCAUGUCACUUCUUUGGGCAACUGCCCUACCACAGCUACUUCGCCUCCACAAAUAACUCUACCGAGCGCAACUGCCCAUCCCACCUCCGAUCAUGAACUUAACGCUGCCCACAAAGUCAACAUCCACCUGGCAAUACUCGUAGGUGGACUCACCGUUGGAAUGAUCGUCAUCACCAUCUUGAUAGCGGUAGCUGGUUGCAUAAUUUGCACCCGACGAAGGAAAAGAAGGGCCCACAAGGGCAAUCAGCUAUCAGACGUCGAUGAUACUCUGACGUGCCAGAGCAACAAUACGGCCGGAAGCUCCCGAACAACCAUGUCUGAACGUCAUCUCAAGUGCCAAACCGGCUGGCAAAUGAAAGAAUUCAUGCACCAGGGAAUGCAUUCACCCUUCAGUUCUACCGCCAUGUUGCCCUCCCCGUGUGAUAAGGUUGAAAUAUUGGCUCGCACGGGAACGAUAUCUGACCCGUUUCAUGACCGAUCGAGCAACUGGGGCAGAUCGACUCACCCAGCCAUUUAUGGCAAUCAUCCGGAAUCUCUUUCUGAUACCUGCUCAACAGACGCCCCGUCCUAUUUUCCCGGAGACGAUAUCCGAUAUACGCUGCCGCAAGGUAGUACCACCGCUCUGACCGAAGCAAGCUGUGCAGCAACGAUCGAUAGCACUUCGAACAGCGUGUGUCCCAACCGCUUGAAUCAUCCGGCCUCUCAGCCUUCGGAUUCCAGUAGCAGUCCCACCGUUACCGCCAACCUGAAUUCGCUGAUCAAGCACAAAGCAUUUGUGUCGUCGAUGAUGAGCGAACCACCUUUUUUGCAAUCAUUUCACUCCGAUGCUCUCCAUCCGCUAUAUCUAUCGCCACCAGAUCCUGUCAUUACUUCCAAGAGUAGGCCACAGAGCUCGCAAAGUUUCGCCGACUCAGUUUAUUCGGAUUCGACCCAUGAAUCUAUGUAUUGGAUCAAUCGUCCCAAGUCAUAGCAAUCCUUCUUUUAAAUAUUUGUGCUCACAACACCAACCAUACAGACAACAACUUCCAAGUAGCGUUUCUCUCCGUUAGCUUCAAAGCCUCAUCCAUCACGCAAUCAAUCACCACUCCUCGACAUACCCAUCGUUUUUUCUUUUUUUCGGAUCCCCAUGAGUAUUCUGAUGUUGAUAGCAGUUUUUUUUUUGGAUUCUCUUUCGGCUUUCUGUUUUAUUAACAUUAAUAUUAUUCUUAUUAUGAUCAUCGCUUCUAUCUAAAUAGUUGCAGGAAACUCUUCUUUGAAACUGGGCCAAACCACAUUGUAGGUGUCAAUCCCAUCGAGAAUAUGUAGCUACCAAACAAAUAGUCUCGAUGGCAUUCAAAUAUUUCUACAAAGUUUUGGUCCUCUGUUGUACUGAAAAAAAUUCGGGAUUUCUUUCAUGUUGAUACAUUUUGUUUUUUGUUUUUUUGUUUUUGUUUUUGACAUUUGAUUCUAAAAAUACAAGCAUACAUUUAUCAGGUUGAAAGUAUUUUACAUUGACACAAGUUUAAUAAUCAUAUACAUGCCUCAAUUAACUAUGUGCGCCCUUCAUAGCAAGGAAUGGACAGGUUUUCAUAUUGUUCAAAGAUAAUUUUUCACUGAGAGUCACCAGAACAGCAUCUUU